AACCUUCCUUUUUGGGUCAAAAAAACUCUCGUUGAAAAGUCGCUGUUCUGCUUACAUAUUCAUCUCCUUUCUAUAUAUACCAUUUUCACUUCAUCUUCCACUCUCAUCCUCCUACAAGAUUUCAAAAUAACAAUUCCUCUCCUCUCUGUAACAUUCAGCUUUUUUAAUAGUAUAGUCUUUAAAGAUUUGAAGAAGUCUCAGAAAUGGAGGCUGAAACUCAUGUAGCUUCUGCUUUAGAGUUCAUCAAGCAUCAUUUACUUGGUGAUCUUCUCUCACCUGUUGGUGCUUCAUGUUCUUAUUCCACCCUUAAUGAUGUAAAUAUGGAGCUUUCGAGCUCUGAAAAUGAGUCUAAUUGCUCCCGGACUUCAAGUAUUGAUUCAACAAUCUCAUUCUCUGAUUACUUUACAAGCAACAAUAUUGAUGACGAUUUCUUCCAAUUUGAAGCUAAACCUCAAAUCGUUGAUCUCACUGCUCCAAGAUCUUGCGAUUCGCCAACUAGUUUUGAAUUUGAUGCAAAACCUCAACUAAUCUCUCAAUCAAGUAACGAAUUCUUCGAAUUCGAAUCAAAACCUCAAAUACAACACAUUCAGAAUUUCAGAUUUGAAUCAAAACCUCAAAGUAUUUCUCUAUCAAAUAACGUUUUCAACGAUUUCGAAUCAAAACCUGAAAUACCAUCUGUUGGUUCAAGUUCUCAGGGGAACCGAAAGCCGUCUUUGAAAAUAUCGUUGCCCAAAAAAACCGAAUGGAUCCAAUUUGCUGAACCGAACCAGCAAUCGGUCCAAGCUGACUCGGGUGCUUCUGCUGUAGAAGAGAAAAGGCAUUACAGAGGAGUCCGACAGAGACCGUGGGGCAAAUACGCAGCGGAGAUCCGAGACCCGAACCGGAAAGGCACUCGGUUGUGGCUCGGAACCUUCGAAACAGCUAUCGAAGCCGCCAAAGCCUACGAUCAAGCAGCGUUCAAGUUUCGCGGCUCAAAAGCCAUUCUGAACUUCCCUCUAGAAGCUGGGAAAUGGAACACACGUGCCAGUGAAGGAAACGAACGGAAACGAACAAGAGAAAGUGAGAUUGUAGAAGAGGAAGCGAAGAAGGUGGUGAAGAGAGAAGAGCCUCAGGGAGAUGAGGCGUUGACGCCGUCGAGCUGGACGGCAAUUAUGGACGGAGGCGAUUUGAAAGGAAUCUUCAAUGUACCGCCGUUGUCUCCGUUUUCUCCUCAUCCGCCGUUAGGAUAUUCUCAGCUUAUAGUUUCAUAAAAUUUCUAUUUUUUAUUCUAGUAUUUUAUUUUAUUUUUC
Messenger RNA from Jatropha curcas, 1289 nucleotides. RefSeq names its product ethylene-responsive transcription factor 6. Gene Ontology annotation, biological process: regulation of DNA-templated transcription; ethylene-activated signaling pathway. NCBI's taxonomy places the organism in Eukaryota, Viridiplantae, Streptophyta, Magnoliopsida, Malpighiales, Euphorbiaceae. The record is from RefSeq and is a predicted model, not a curated record. Gene Ontology annotation, molecular function: DNA binding; DNA-binding transcription factor activity.